AAGAACGCUCACGGCUUCUUCAACUAAUAUCACAACCGCGUUGCCACAGUUUGUACAUACAGGUCCAUCUGUCCCCGGACGCGACAGGACCUCGUUCGCGAACCACACAAAACAAAUCAAUAUCAUUCGUUACACUGAUAACCAGGAGUUACGAGUAUCGGUCUGUUUGAUAAGACGAGAAAACAGAAAAGGACGACGGGGCUUACGCUUGGUGUUCCUAUCGCCAGCGGUUAUACGGACAUCACCGCAGCAGAUCCGAGAGGAAACGACGGCGAGGUUUAAAUCUUAAGGAGAUGGGACUUGGGCUCCUGGCCGCAAAGCAACUCCAAUCGCUUCUCCUGUAGCCGUGACCGGUUUGCCGUGAGGCCCCGUACCCCCUUCUCAUGGUUUCUCUAUAGCUCCAGAACUGUGCAGCCAUGUUCAGGAACAGUCUGAAGAUGCUGCUCGGCGGCAAAUCCAACCGCAAGAAUCGAAACAGCAGCAGUGACUCCACAGAGGGCGAGUGUGUGUUUGAGGGGGAUUACGCCGUCCCUCCUCUCCCAGUGACCGAAAACAUGCAACACAUUCGCAUCAUGGAGGGUGUGUCGCGCUCUCUCCCCUCCUCACCCCUGCUCUCCCACCAGGCCCUCAACAUGCGCCUCCAGCCCCUCAAGAGACUACCAGGAGAGGAAGGCCAGGAGCUGGGUCCUCCUCCAUCUGUGGACGAGGCAGCCAACACACUGAUGACGCGGCUGGGCUUCCUGCUCGGGGACAAAGUGAGCGAAGGGCCUGCUGGUGCUCAGUACGGUAUGGAGGAACAAGAUGACCCCCAGGCCAUCUCCAUGACCCAGAGAAUAAGCCCAUGCUCUAGUUUGGCUAGUAGCACAGCAUCUCCUCCUCCUGGCAGUCCCUGCUCCACGCUGCCUGCCGGAGCCCCGGGUAACAUAGGCAACCGCGACUGUGCUUACGGAUCUAUCACAAGCCCCACCUCCACUCUAGAGAGCCGAGACAGCGGCAUUAUAGCAACACUCACAAGUUACUCUGAGAAUGCUGAACAUGGUAAAUACAAUGAAAGCUCACGGGGCAGUCUGAAACUCUGGCAUGCACAGAAAUCAAUGGUCGCAGACUCUUUUCUGUACCGUGUGGACGAAAACAUGGCCGCCUCGACAUACAGCCUCAAUAAAAUCCCAGAGAGGAGCUUGGAACACACCGUCUCUCACUCCGCCCACUCCAUCCCGCUCUACCUCAUGCCCCGUCCCAAUUCUGUGGCUGCCACUAGUUCAGCACACUUGGAUGAUCUUGCGUACCUGGAUGAGCAGCGACAGGCUCCACUGCGCACAUCGCUACGUAUGCCACGGCAGAACUCUGGUUCCAGUCGCUCUGGACAGGCGGAUAUGAGAGUGCGCUUUGCUCCAUACCGACCCCCGGACAUCGCCCUAAAGCCGCUUCUCUUCGAGGUUCCCAGCCUCACGCCCGAGACGGUCUUCAUCGGCCGAGAUUGGCUCUUCCAGGAAGUGGAGGCGUGUCUUCGCAGCAGCGAACCCAUCGCCAAUCAAGGUGUCGUUAUCGCCGGCAACGUGGGAUUUGGCAAAACUGCCAUCAUCUCUCGCUUGGUGGCACUGAGCUGCCACGGCAACCGCAUGAGACAGAUCACCUCCGACAGCCCACACGCCUCCCCAAAACAUGGUGACACCCUGCCCCUUGGUCAGCCUCAAUCCGCUCACGGCACACUGGUUGGGGGGAGCAGCUGUCCCGGCACGCCAGAAAUGCGAAGACGGCAGGAAGAGGCGCUCAGGAGGCUGGCGUCACAGGUGGUGGCGUAUCAUUACUGUCAGGCAGAUAAUGCUUACACCUGCCUGGUCCCCGAGUUCGUUCAUAACGUGGCAGCUCUGUUAUGCAGGGCACCCCAGAUGCAGGCCUACCGAGAACUUCUGCUCCGUCAGCCUCACCUCCAGAGCACGCUCAGCCUGCGUGCCUGCGUGCAGGACCCUUUUAACGCAUUCCGCAGGGGUCUGUUGGAACCACUGGAAAUCCUGCACAGAGAGAGGAAGAUCGCCUGCGAGGAGAAUCUCAUCAUCUUGAUUGACGGGUUGAAUGAGGCAGAGUUCCAUAAACCGGAUUACGGGGAAACCAUCGUUUCUUUCCUGUGUAAAACCAUCGAACGAUUUCCUCCUUGGCUUAAACUGGUGGUUACUGUCAGAACGACAUUACAGGAUGUGACUCGCCCGUUGCCAUUCCAUCGUAUCUCUCUGGAUCGGCUGGAGGAGAGCGAUGCCAUCGACUCUGACCUGCAGGGCUACAUCCUGCACCGCUUGCACUCCAGCCCAGAGAUCCAGAGCAAUGUGGCACUUAAUGGCAAGCUGGACAACGCAGCUUUCACCAAACUCAGCACUCAUCUGAAGAGUCUGAGCCGAGGCUCAUAUCUGUACCUGAAGCUGACGCUGGACCUCAUUGAGAAGGGCUACCUCGUGCUUAAAAGCUCCAGCUAUAAGGUGGUUCCUGUAAAUCUGGCUGAGGUCUACUUGCUGCAUCUGAACAUGCGUUUCCCCACGCAGUCCUCAUUCGAGCGUGUUCUUCCGCUGCUUAACGUGGCCGUGGCCUCGCUGCACCCCCUAACCGACGAGCAGGCGUACAGCGCCGUCAACUCCAGCGUGGUGCGAGGCGCGGCUCUCGACUGGGAUGAUUUCCUGCAGAGAUCAGAACUCCUGUCGCCUUUCCUGGUGAAGAGACGCGACGGGACGCGCAUGUUCGUCCACCCCUCCUUUAGAGAGUGGCUCAUCUGGAGAGAUGAAGGAGAGAAAACCAAGUUCCUGUGCGACCCCAGGAGUGGACACACACUCCUCGCGUUCUGGUUUUCAAGACAAGAAGGAAAACUCAAUCGACAACAGACCCUUGAACUCGGUCACCACAUUCUCAAAGCUCACAUCUUUAAGGGCUUGAGUAAGAAGGUUGGGGUUUCCUCCUCGGUUUUGCAGGGGUUGUGGGUUUCCUACAGUUCAGAAGGUCUUUCUGCUGCGCUGGCUUCGCUGAGAAACCUCUACACACCUAACAUCAAGGUAUCCCGACUGCUGAUUCUGGGCGGCGCCAACGUAAACUAUCGCACAGAGGUGUUGAACAACGCCCCCAUUCUAUGCGUGCACGCCCACCUGGGCUACCUGGAGACGGUUGCUCUGCUGUUGGAGUUCGGGGCGGAUGUGGAGGGCGUAUCAGAGAACGGACUCACCCCGCUAGGCUACGCAUCUUCCGCGGGCCACCUUUCCAUUGUCACCACUCUCUGCAGCAGGAAAGCCAAGGUGGAACACCUGGAUAAAAACAGUCAGUGCGCUCUGGUCCACGCUGCCCUCCGGGGUCAUCUGGAGGUGGUGAAGUAUCUGGUUCAGUGUGAAUGGAAUAUUGAUGGACAGCAAUCUGGAUCUUUUAGCAAAAGCCACGCAGUUCAGCAGGCACUUAUUGCAGCAGCUAGCAUGGGAUAUACAGAGACUGUAUCGUAUCUACUGGAUCUGCCUGAGAAAGAUGAGGAAGAGGAGGAGAGAGCCCAAAUAAACAACUUUGAUACACUGUGGGGAGAAACAGCACUGACGGCUGCAGCGGGUCGAGGGAAGCUGGAUGUGUGUCGUCUGUUGUUGGAACAGGGAGCGGCCGUGGCACAGCCCAACCGGAGGGGCAUUGUGCCUCUCUUCAGCGCUGUGCGACAGGGACACUGGCAGAUUGUGGAUCUGCUGCUGAAUCACGGUGCCGAUGUGAACAUGGCUGAUAAACAGGGCCGCACUCCUCUCAUGAUGGCAGCGUCUGAGGGACAUCUGGGCACUGCUGAGUUCCUGCUGGCUCAAGGUGCCUCAUUGUCGCUAAUGGACAAGGAGGGGCUUACAGCACUGAGCUGGGCGUGUCUUAAAGGUCACCUCCCAUUGGUCCGUGCCUUGGUUGAGAGGGGCGCGGCAACCGCCCACGCGGACAAGAGCGGCCGAACACCCUUGGAUCUCGCCGCCUUCUACGGAGACUCUGAAGUGGUGCAGUAUCUGGUGGAUCAUGGAGCUAUGAUCGAGCAUGUGGAUUACAGCGGCAUGCGUCCUCUGGACCGAGCCGUUGGCUGCAGGAACACGUCAGUGGUGGUUGCACUGUUAAAGAAGGGUGCCAAGAUAGGUCCAGCGACAUGGGCAAUGGCGACAUCCAAACCUGAUAUUAUGAUCGUUCUGCUGAGCAAACUAAUGGAGGAGGGAGAUGGAUUCUACAAGAAAGGAAAAGUGAAGGAAGCGGCUCAGCGGUACCAGUACGCCCUAAAGAAGUUCCCACGAGAGGGUUUCACAGAAGACCUGAAGACCUUCCGUGAACUCAAAGUCUCUCUGUUGCUCAAUCUCUCCCGCUGCCGAAGGAAGAUGAACGACUUUGGGAUGGCAGAGGAGUUUGCCUCCAAGGCACUAGAGUUGAAACCCAAAUCCUAUGAAGCCUAUUACGCACGAGCCCGUGCCAAGCGAAGCAGCAGGCAAUUCCACGAAGCACUGGAGGACCUGAGUGAAGCCAUGUGUCUGUGUCCCAACAACCGGGAGAUCCAGCGUCUGCUGCAGCGUGUUGAAGAAGAGUGUCAUCAAGAUGCGCAGCAACAGGAGCUGGAUCAGCCCCCUUCCCCUCCCAACAAUCAAGGCCCACCCAUGGUCCCGCUUCCAUCAAUAGAGCCCCGUUUUUCAGACAUGGAGCCCGUCCAGGAUCUGUUUGAGGAAGACGAUUAUCUCGAGAGGGAUAUGGAUGGCCUACCGCUAUGUGUUCCUUCCGAGACCCACGCUACUCCAUCUGGGCUUCCAGUCAUUCAAAACAUGCCCCCAUCCCCCAGCCAUCAUGAGUCCCCCUACCUGGCUCAAGCCUUCGACCUUCGACCCAGCCCACCUUCAAUUUCAUCUCCUACCCGACAAGGCUACCAAUCCACCUCUCCAUCACUCUCUCCGACGCACCAGGUCUCUCACUAUAGGCCCAGUCCACCCCAUCAAGCCUCCUACCACUUCAGCCCACCACCUUCACCUUUACGACUCGGACCACAGUACCGUGCCAGCCCUACUUCUGAAGGAGUUGCCAUGUACCGUCCCCAGUCUGCUUCUGUUGGGCGAUACCAACCGGACCAGCUGUCUGGUCGACCCAAGUCCCCUCUCUCCAAGAUGAGCAGCCAACGUUCUUUUCAGGUUCCCCAACAGACUUCCCAUCAGUCACAACAGGGCCAGUGGUUGCAGCCAGCCAAGGCACAGAUCAUUCGCACCAACCAGCCCAGCAGCGCCGUACACUCCAGUGCCGUAUUGGGCAGCAGCGCCUACAGUCAGAUCGCUCACUCCAUGAGUGCCCGCUGCCCGGGAGACAUGGAUGAACUUGGGGAUGGAGGAUACUCUACGUCGCUUCAACCUCAAGGCAUACUGAGCGCAGGAGCCUUGUACCAGCGUGCCAUGAGCAUGGACCCUGGCAUCAUGGAAGACGAGCUUCCUCAGAGGCCCUCCUCCGCAUACAGACCCAGUCCUGGAGGUGUCCGCUACAAUCAGGUGCCGCAGAUCAGUCGCAGUCAAUCGACCGCCUACUAUCCCGUCUCGCCCCAUGAGAUGGAGCGACAGGUGACAAUGGGUUCACCCGAGAACACUCAUGCACAAAGACGUCCAGUCAGUGCCAAUACCUCUGAACCCAAACAGCAUCCUUCAGCCCCACGUCCACUUAUUCAUUCCCACAGUACGGGUUUGCGCUUCUCACCAUCAGGCAACAGUUUAGGGGCCGGUUCCGCUGCAAAUCUACCCCAGAGUUUCAGAGCAUCAACACAGCAAAUGGAGAUCCCGCUAACGAUUUCCUACGAAGGCAGCUACCACGAUGACCUUUCACCCAUGUCACCCCCACAAGGCACUGAAUUCCGGGUGGUGGGCGGGACGUACCCAGGUGAGGCUCUUCGCUCUCGUGCCACGCCAUUCAUGGGUAUCAUCGACAAAACGGCACGGACUCAACAGUUCCUUCCACAGCAGCCUUCGCUUGCAUCCUCCUCCUCAGCUUCACGACCCUGGACUGUUUCUUCUCUGGAUACGGUGGUGAACAGUCCAGCCACUUCCCCAAGUAACAUAGGGUACGGGCAGCAGGCGGCACCCCUCAGCCAUAUCGCGUAUUACAACCGCACCAACAAUGCUCACAACGGCCACCUCAUGGAUGAUGAUUUCUAUGUCAACCCUCCAGGUAUAACACGGGACCGGACGGAUGCUAUGGGCCGAAUUAGCCAGGUUCCCACGUACCCUGAUGUGAAAGUGGCACGGACUCUCCCAGUCUCCCAGGCGUACCAAGACAACGAGUUUAGGCAAAUUUCUCGUAGUGAAAGGCAAGGCCCAACCUCACCCAUCAAACCAAAGAGACCCUUUGUGGAGUCCAAUGUGUAAAGAUUCAGUCAGU
Triplophysa dalaica is the source of this 6375-nucleotide messenger RNA. RefSeq names its product tetratricopeptide repeat, ankyrin repeat and coiled-coil containing 2a (gene tanc2a). The record is from RefSeq and is a predicted model, not a curated record. Lineage: Eukaryota; Metazoa; Chordata; Actinopteri; Cypriniformes; Nemacheilidae. Gene Ontology annotation, molecular function: protein binding. Bases 417 to 6362 code for a protein of 1981 amino acids. Gene Ontology annotation, biological process: regulation of dendritic spine morphogenesis. Gene Ontology annotation, cellular component: dendritic spine. The transcript has 27 exons.